GGGCGUGGUUCUGAGCGCCGGGGGCGUGACUAAGGCCGCCGUUCGCUCUCCCGGAAAGCGUCGUGUGACGUCGGUGCCGCACAGGAGCUGCGGCGGUGGCUGCGGGGAGGAUGGUGCUAAUCAAGGAAUUCCGAGUAGUUUUGCCGUGCUCCAUUGAAGAGUAUCAAGUUGGUCAACUUUAUUCUGUGGCUGAAGCUAGCAAAAAUGAAACUGGUGGCGGUGAAGGAAUUGAAGUCUUGAAGAAUGAGCCAUAUGAAAAAGAUGGUGAAAAGGGCCAGUAUACACACAAAAUCUACCAUCUGAAAAGUAAAGUCCCUGGCUUUGUAAAGAUGUUUGCUCCAGAGGGAUCUUUGGUAUUCCACGAGAAAGCAUGGAACGCAUAUCCUUACUGUAGAACAAUUGUAACGAAUGAAUAUAUGAAAGAGGAUUUCUUCAUUAAGAUUGAAACUUGGCACAAACCAGAUAUGGGAACUCAAGAUAAUGUGCAUUGCCUAGAUCCCAACAUGUGGAAGACCGUUGAAGUAGUCCAUAUUGAUAUUGCAGAUAGAAACCAAGUAGAACCAGCAGAUUACAAAGCCGAUGAAGACCCAGCAAUAUUUCAGUCUAUUAAGACAAAACGGGGGCCUCUUGGACCUAAUUGGAAGAAAGAAUUGGCAAACGCUGAGGACUGUCCACGCAUGUGUGCUUACAAACUAGUAACAAUUAAAUUUAGAUGGUGGGGACUGCAAAACAAAAUAGAAAAUUUUAUUCAAAAGCAAGAAAAACGAAUAUUCACAAACUUUCACCGCCAGUUGUUCUGCUGGAUUGACAAAUGGAUUGAACUAACAAUGGAAGACAUACGACGAAUGGAGGAUGAAACACAGAAAGAAUUAGAAGCACUACGUAACCAAGGUCAAGUGAGAGGAACAAGUGCUGCCAAUGACGAAUGAAGAUAGACCCGACCAAACCGCAUGCAGAAUUUUGUCAUUUACAUCUGUUUAUAUACCUGUAUGUUUAUAGCUAUAUAAACACUAUCUGAGCAUUAACUUCUUAAGUGUACUGUACCUGAUCUGAGCAAAAAAUGUAAAGGAGAAUGUGUACUGUACUGAAAUUGUUUACAAACCUUAUUGAAUGUCGCUAGAAGUGUAAAAUAAUGGGCUCCUGAUUUCCAAACUGUUUUUUAUUGUCACGAAAUGCAAAUAAAUGGUUUGUUUUUGGUUUUGUCUAAACAUAAAACUCUAUUUGAAAUGCACCUGUCAGCUACACGGAAUAGAGACGGCCAUUUUGUGAGCUGGUCCAGUGUUCACCACAAUGCAGUCCUCAAUGAGGUGCUUCCCAGCCAAAUAUUUGAGGAACUGGUCUCUGAAUUUCUAUACUACAAUCUCCUGAAUUUUGAAUCGGCCCAGAUAACAAUGGCGGCCUGCAUGUGUUUUUUUUUUUGUUAAAUCCUGUUAACGUUCUAUUUCUGAUGCACUGAGUUGUAGCAUAAAAUCAGUUGAGAUAUCCUGUUUUUUGACCAUUUUAAAGCUGUCUAAACUUAUUUUUGUUGGUUUGAGAGAAAAUAAUAAGGAAGGGGGGUGCAAAUUACUUUUCUGUCAUGGUCAACUGUGUUCUAUAGAUCCAUGGAGUUCUAUGCUGUAGUCUGCAUAGGGGCAACAGACAGCAAUGACAUUUGUGUGGCAUGUAGAUAACACUGAUAAUAUGCCUGCUUUCCCCAGCACUGUGUUCUACUUAGAACAUAAUGAGGGAAUAAUACUUUGGACAUGAUCUUAAAGUGUAUGUUUUUUGUUUGUAGCUUAUGAAUACAUUUCUAGGAGUCUUGUGUACAAAGCUGAAUGGAAGAAGUUGCUCAUUUUGGAAGUUGCAGUUUGGAAUCUAUGCAAACUGUUUCCUAUAUACAUUAUUUAUGCUGCAGUCAGGUGCUCUUUUAUGUUUAAACUGUUCAAAUGCACAUGUAAUUUAAAGAAAUAUAUAUAACAAAAAGUUAUUAGGUUUUAAAAACUACAAGAGUGAAAGGAUGUUUAAAUAAUGUAAUACAGUUUAAUUGUAGAUACUUUCGCAAUAGAUAUACUCAGAUUUUCUUUUUUUUUUUUUUUUUAUGGAGCAUGUUAAAUGCUUAGUACUUGUUAUGCUUAUUAAAUUGAAAUCGAAGUGAAACUAUUUUAGAACGACAAAGAUUUUUUUACAAAUUGUCCGAUAGAACACAACCUUAAACAAUGUUAUAUAGUCAUCUAGUCUGGGGUCACACUUGCCUUUUCCCUCUCUGUACUCACGGUCGCAUUUAGAAUUGCCAUUUACCAGUCUGCCUCUAGUACUAGUUGUCCUUCAUCCGGUAAGAGCUAAUGUCUGUCUACGAUUAUGCCUAUUUUGCUGCAGUAAAUUGCCUAUUUUCUAUUUCUGGUUAUUACAGAAAGAUGUAAAUGUAUCUGUCUUGAAGUCUGUUAUAUAAUCAUGAUCCAAAUAUUUUUUUCCCCUCAAGUUGGGACUAAAGAGUGAAACGCAACAAAGCGUUGAAAAGUUUCGGUACACCUUUUUAAAUUCAGGGGAACUACUAAUUGAAUGUAAAAUGUCUAGAUUUGCAGUCUGGUGUGUAAAGAGUAUGCCAUAUAAGUAAACAAUAAAUUUGAUCACCAAAUAAGGCUUUGUAUUAUAUGUCAA
Messenger RNA from Pseudophryne corroboree (corroboree frog), 2637 nucleotides. It is a transcript of the gene PITPNB, whose product is annotated as phosphatidylinositol transfer protein beta. Gene Ontology annotation, cellular component: cytoplasm. The record is from RefSeq and is a predicted model, not a curated record. The coding region runs from base 111 to 929 and encodes 272 amino acids. Gene Ontology annotation, molecular function: phosphatidylinositol binding; phosphatidylcholine intramembrane carrier activity; phosphatidylinositol transfer activity. The transcript has 11 exons. Lineage: Eukaryota; Metazoa; Chordata; Amphibia; Anura; Myobatrachidae. Gene Ontology annotation, biological process: phospholipid transport.